CUUUUGGUGGAGGAAUGCUUGUCACCUACUCCUUUUAAGUUCCCAAUCUCCCUAUACUUCUCAAAGUCUCUUAGAGAGAGAGAGAGAGAGAGUCUUCUGAGUCUAAAGCUUUGAUCUUGUUUUUGCUUGGUAAGGUUUGGCUCUGCUCUUUUGCAAUGGAGAGGCACAAAUGCAAGCUUUGCUCUAGGACGUUUGCUAAUGGCAGAGCUUUGGGUGGUCACAUGAAGGCUCACUUGGCAACUCUGCCUCUUCCUCCAAAGCCACAGCAGCUCGUUGCUGCUGAGCCUACUACUGAGUCAGCCUCAUCUUCACCUUCAUCUUCUUCUGGUGAAGAACAAGAAGAGCAACAAAGGCAGAGAGAAGCUGAGGAGAAGGCUUUAGUUUAUGGGUUGAGAGAGAAUCCGAAGAAAAGUUUCAGACUUGCAGAUCCUGAGUUCUCUUUUGCAGUUGAUGCUGGGUCUGUGGUACAGGACAGAGAGAGCGAGACCGAGUCAAAGAACCCAACUCGGAGACGAUCCAAGCGAAAUCGGAAACCGUUUAUAACAGAGGGUCAUCUGAGUCUGAGUCAGAGUCAGAGCUUUGAAUUGAAGAAGCCCAAGUUGACAAAUCCAAGUUUGGUUGAGUCUCCUACCGAGCCAGAACCGGUGAGUUCCGUGUCUGAUACUUCUCCUGAAGAAGAUGUUGCUAUGUGCCUCAUGAUGCUUUCAAGGGAUAUAUGGAUGAAAAAUGAUGAGGAAGAACAUCAACAACAAGGUAAAGAAGUACAAAGAUCGGUUAAGACUAAGGUCAAGGAACCAGAGGAAGUUGAGGAAAUCAAAAUCAAGAAGGUUCGAGGGAAGCAUCGGUGUGAGAAAUGUAGUAAAACUUUUCGAUCUUUUCAAGCUUUGGGUAGUCACAAAACCAUUUGUUAUAGAGAUGAACAAGGUAAUGAUGCUAAUGGUAGAAUCUUUGAGUGCCCAUAUUGUGACAAAGUGUUUGGGUCUGGUCAAGCACUUGGUGGCCACAAGAGAUCUCAUCUUUUGGGUUCUUCAACCACUACUGCUCAUGUUGCUGUAAGUACUACCUUGAAAGUUGAGACCAAUGUGAUAGAUCUCAACUUGCCUGCUCCAGUUGAAGAAGAUGAUUUUAGUGUGGUCUCUGACGCAUAAUUCUUUAAUGUGUUCAAAAGAUCCAGGCUUUAUUGCUGCUGUUUGUUCAAUUCAGUAAACUGGGUUUCAUGUAGGCUGUAGUUACAACAUUUCUUCACCAUUUUUAGUACAUCAAAUGCGUUUCAAGUUUA
Quercus robur (English oak) is the source of this 1279-nucleotide messenger RNA. RefSeq names its product zinc finger protein ZAT1. NCBI's taxonomy places the organism in Eukaryota, Viridiplantae, Streptophyta, Magnoliopsida, Fagales, Fagaceae. The transcript has a single exon. Gene Ontology annotation, biological process: regulation of DNA-templated transcription. The record is from RefSeq and is a predicted model, not a curated record. The coding region runs from base 156 to 1148 and encodes 330 amino acids.